Messenger RNA from Microtus oregoni (creeping vole), 1557 nucleotides. Its product is annotated as E3 ubiquitin-protein ligase TRIM31-like. NCBI's taxonomy places the organism in Eukaryota, Metazoa, Chordata, Mammalia, Rodentia, Cricetidae. The transcript is spliced from 6 exons. Gene Ontology annotation, molecular function: protein binding; zinc ion binding. The record is from RefSeq and is a predicted model, not a curated record. Bases 239 to 1384 code for a protein of 381 amino acids.
UCUUGAGAGACGGUGAGGUAGGACUGGCCAUCUGUUUUCUUCUCUUUACAAUAUUCCCCAUAAGUUUUCCUCUUCUCUGCUGUUCAUUUACUCUACCCCCUGUUCAUUUGUCCUUCUCUAGUCUUCCAAUUGAGAGGCUCUUUAGCCUCUGCUUCCUGUUUCAUUUUCUCUUGCCAGUACUGGCACCUGCCUCGGACUUCUGGGCUUUCACAUAUCAAGUUAGCCUUGCUCCUCCAUCAUGGCAAGCCUAAAGCGGGCCAGCAAACUAAUGGAGGAUGUGACCUGCCCCAUCUGCAUAGAAAUUCUACAGGAUCCUGUCACCACUGACUGUGGGCACAACUUCUGCCUGCAAUGCAUCAAUCAGGUUGGGAAAACUACAGAAAACCUCCAAUGUCCGCUCUGCAAACUCCCUGUGAAUAAGAAUAUGUUGAGGCCCAAUAAGCUGUUGGCUAGUAUUGCAGAGAAAAUCCAGGCUAUGGAUCCUGCUGAGUUCCAAACAGAAGAAGUGCCAAGAUGUCCGGAGCACAAGGAAAAGUUCCAUUAUUUCUGUGAGAAGUAUAACAAGUUCCUCUGCAGGGAGUGUCGUGUCUCCAGGGACCACAAAACCCACGAAGUUACCUUGAUACAUGAGGCUGCCCAGAACUACAAGGGCAUCAAAAACACCUUGAGCAGGGAUAAAGAAUUUGAGUUUCACAACCCAACCCCAGUUCCUAUGAACAGGGAGAAAAAAAUCAAUGAAGUAAAAGCAAGACAUGAGCCCAACAUAGAAAGCCUGAUGGAAUUAACAGACAACCUGACCACUGAAGGGAAGGAAGAUAAAAGGCGCCUGUUACAGAAGAAUAAGUCAGAGUUGCUCAGCUCAGUACCUAUGACCCUGGACUCCACUUCAGCUGACCUAAACCUCACCUUUUCUCAGGAUCUAAAGAAAGCAAGCUUGUAUGUCAUCGAUGGCACACUGAAUACGCAAGCAAAACCUCGACAAUUCUAUUCUUUCCACUGUGUGAGGGGCUCCCCAGGCCUCUCCUCAGGCCGUGUGUUGUGGGAGGUGGAAAUCCAGGGACCCCCAGAUAGGGUUGGCAUAGUGGGUGUGGUCGCCGAGUUGCCUCGGGGGUCCCAGAUUCAGAACUCUGAGCCAUGCUGCUUGUGGGCAUUGCGGAUCUCGUCCUCUGGAUGUCAGCCAAUCACCAACUCCAGUAUCCAGAAGAAUCUCUCAAUCUGUCUUAGGAAAGUGGGCAUCUAUGUGGAUUAUGACCGUGGAGAUGUCAUCUUCUAUGAUGCCAUCACUAGCAAACACAUCUACACCUUCCAAACUUCCUUUGACAGACAGGUCUUCCCCCUUUUUGGGCUCCUAAAUCAUCACAGCUCUAUCACCCUGAGACUCUAAGGCUGCUGCCCAGUGGGUCCCUCAGUCUCUUCCUCACUCAUUCCUCAUGACUGAAUGAGAUGCAAGUGGCAGGAAUGAAGCUUGGCCCUGCUCGGGCUUACUACACACCCCACACACUGUACACACCCUACACACUCCACACCUUACAUACACUACACACCCCACACACCCUA